CAAACAAACAACCUUGAGCACAUGACGACAAUGAGACAUCGGGUCGCAAACGCCUCCUUCGCAACUAGCCUUGGUGACAAUAAGGUGCCGGCGGCUGCACCUCACGCGGGCAUGUUCAUGUAUAUUAUUAUAUACCUAUGUAGGUAGGUAUGUAUUCGUACAUAAGUACCUACUUAGAUUUAAUAACUAUCGAAUGUUUUAUUUCUCAUCAUAUCUUCAUCUUUUCAUCGCAUCGCAGUCUUGAUGUUUUAAUAUAAUAUACAUUUAACUAACCACACGUUUGGAUGUACAUAUGUACAUGAUUGUCAUCUUGGCCCUUUUUUGACCCCUGGUGCGCCUCCAUUGUUCUCGGAAGGCAUAACGACGAUAUCGAGGCUGAGUCUAUUGUGCCGACCCGCGCCUAGCUUUUUGGCUUCGUCACCCACUACUGGCUGCUACUUCUUUCUUUUCCAUACAUUGUCCACUUAGGUCAGCUGCGACUUGUUUUGGAAGUCACGUAUUUUAGAACUCUAGCUUCCUACCUUCUCUUAACUACUUGGAAUAUUUUGUAUCUUGUCCACCUUGUCCAUCUUGUCCAUCUUGACUAAGCUUUGUACACUACAACUACAUACACCACAUACCUACAUUACACCAUAUCCCCUACAACUAUCACCUAUAACUACAACCGACAGAUGAGCCGGUACAGAAUACUUGGCACAACUUUUGCAAAAUGCUCGACGAGAACUUACCAACCUUCUUCUUCAGACCCUCUAAUAAUCCGCUAUGUAGGAUCUUAUACUUCUCUCAAAAUGGCUCCGAGCCGGCACCUGAAUACUCACUGCAGAAAAUAAACCCGGACCUCCCCCAGUCCAGGAAUAAGUACGCCGUGGCCUUGGGAGACGCGAGCUUUCAGGAUGUAAUCUUAGCCGAGGUCCUGAUCGAGCCCGAAUUUCAGCAGCCUACUCUGUCCGCUGCCGAAAUCAGACAACAGAAUGGUGUUCCACCCCCACCUGUACCUUUGAUCCCUGACGGAUUUGCCAUACAGCUCUACAACCCGGAGCAGCAGGUUGUGGUGAAGGGUGAAAAGAGCACCUGGACCGGGAAAGAGUCGUGGGAAUUUGAAAUGCCUCAGCAGAGCUUUCGCAUGCCCUCGGUGUCUAAAGUUGAUCGCCAGCAGAAUGACCCUGUCGCAAGUAGUCUCACACCCAAAAUCAUGUUCAGGUGGAAGAGAGAUAGUAAGUUCUCUAAGGACAUGACAUGCUACAUGACAGGCACAUCAGUCGGUGGCAAGAAGAGCAAGGACCCGGAUAUUACAAUAGCGUUAUAUAAAAGCGGGAGGGAACCUAGUGUCACCAUUUACGAGCCGAAUCUUCAGAGGGUAGAUAUAGAGGAUCGCAAAGGUCUCGAAGUCGUAUUGCUGCUCGGCGCUGAGGUCAUUCGCGAGAUAUACUUAUUCCCCAACCGGGACUCGUUCAAUAUUGCAGGCUCGGCAAAUAGGCGCAAGAACUCGCGGCCUAGUCCAACCUCAUCUACAUCACCACGUCUUAUGACCGGCGCAUUCGGCAACCUCCCUCCCGCAAAGACCACUUCCCCCGUCACCCAACAGCCCACACCUCCUGCAGAAUCUAGUAUCGACGUCGAGACCAAGCGUCUACAGGCCUUAGUCCAGCAAGAAGAGCGUGAGCGCGAGAAGCGGGACCGCGCAGAGCAGAAGCGCAUCAAGAAGAUGCUUGAGGAAGAGGAAAAAGUGCGCCAACGUCGUGAUGCUGAGGUCGCCAAGGAGACGGAGAGGCUCCGGAAGGAGUUUGGCAUAGAAGGCCAGGACUUUGGCCCGAAACCAAACCUACCGCCCCGACAAUCCGUCGCUGGGCCCAGCCGCACGCAGCUACAACCACCGGUCCCACCGCCGCGGCCCGUGAGCGCGGGACCGAAACCGCAUUCGCACGGAGGAGGGUUCAGCAGCUGGUUCCAUGGUGUGGGACCUACGCCUGGUGCUCCUAUGCCGCAGGCUUUGGGGUAUGGGUAUGGGUACGGGUACGGGCAGCAGUUGCAGCCGAAUUCGGGGCGGAGGAGGGGCGGGAGCGCGGAUAGUGGGACUGGGAGCGGAAGCGGGAAGAUGUUGAAGAAGAAGAGUACGUUGUUCUGAGGAGUAUAUAAGUAAAACUGGAUUUGGGACUUGAGACGUAUGGUGGGGAUUAGGUGGUAUUAUAGAAACUCAAGUUUGAACAGGCUGGAUCUAGGUCCGGGGAGGUUUAGGGCUGGGAAGGAAGGCGAGUGCGUAGGUAUUAAGGAAUACGUGAUUUUAAUGAUACCCAUGAGAAUUUUGGUCUGUCUUUUGUUUUCCGGUGAAUUUGCUGUGGUUGGGUCGAACGGUGUCGUGGAUUAUGAAUUGCAGAUACCUAAAAUCCCCAUCUUUAAGGGGUGUAGUAAUUAUAUGAGUCCACACAGUAAUGACCAAGAAUUCUUUGGAGAAACACUUUGAGGUUCUGCCUAGAUGGCAAAUCUAUUAAUAUCUCACUUCCUUCUGGGCACCUGGGCAGCUUCAAGUCUCGAUCUUGACGAGUGAUGUUACUAUCACUGAUUCUAAGAUUACACUUUUGGUUUACUCUGGAUAUUUGCUACAGCCCAUCUAAGCACCUAGUCUAGAUUCUCGAUUAAAUAGAUAGGCGUGAAACCUCCAAUGCCCUAUGGAAUCAGGUGGUUUCUUCUACUAUCGAAAAUGACCCAGUCUGGCUCUUGAUGAAACUACUUACUAUUAUAUAUUCGACUGGCAUUUGUAGCGUCGACUGUAUCGAACAUAUUUUAGGAUCGGG
Daldinia decipiens is the source of this 2792-nucleotide messenger RNA. RefSeq lists its product as uncharacterized. The coding region runs from base 710 to 2125 and encodes 471 amino acids. Lineage: Eukaryota; Fungi; Ascomycota; Sordariomycetes; Xylariales; Hypoxylaceae. The record is from RefSeq and is a predicted model, not a curated record. The transcript has a single exon.